AUGUGGUUUCUAUAGUAACGUGUAAAGCAUGCGCUAUGCCAGACAACAAACAGACAUCACAGCAACCACAGCAACUGUGUGCACAAGAACUGCAGUAAAAGAUAAAACUAAACCAGGAAAUACCACUAAGAAGGGAUGGGGUAGAACAGAACUUAAGCCCAAACGAAAAGGCAUAUUAAAGAACAAAAACAUGGCUAUGGCCAUGAGUAAAUUCGCCAAUGAAGAAAGCAACUCCAAGAUGGAAGUGGAGGACGAAAUCAAUAGACUUCGAGACGAGAUUGAGCAAGAAAAUCAAAUGAAAUUGAUGCUUGAUCAAUCAAUUGAGCUUGAUAAAACCGUUGAGCAACUCAUAAAUAAAUAUCAGGGAAAUGAAAUUGAAGAUAAUGAAUGGAAAACUCGCUAUCAAACACAGUGCCAAAUUAAUGAGCAACUGGAAAAACAAAGAAUUAUGUUACAAGACAAAUUGCAGAAUUUUCAGGAGUCGACAAAAGUGGAAAUCAUCAAAUGCAAAAGAAGUCAAAUAAAGAGGAACUGCUUUUUCAUAAAUGAUUCUGACAUGUCACAGGUCGAGAUAAGAAAGUUGAUGAAACAGUUAGAUCGAGAAAAAAGGGACUUAGAAGGCCAGUUAAAUGAUUUGGAGUGGAGACUGAAUAAUGAAUCAAGGUCAUUUCAUAAGCUUGAAGAAGAUCGAAUGUACGUGACCGAAUUACAAGAGACGAAGGCCGUUAUUGGUGAAACAAAGGCCAAGCAUCGACAUGCACUUGAUGAUAUGACACGAGAAACGAAUCAAAACAAUCGCUUGACAAAAUCUAUAGAAUUAUUAAAAAAUUCAUCAACGAACGACUGUAAUAAUGUUAGUGACACGUCAACACAAUUUUUUAGACUAACAGGUCAAUUUGGUCUACCCGACAAUCAAAGGAUCAUUGAUCCCAAGAAAGGUCCGGUAAAGAGGACGGCAAAUGUUAGAAAGCUCCCUAAGUUACCUAAAAAUCCCCUGACACGAAACGAUAGAUCGGUAGAUUCAGCAAGGUGACGUCGCAAGUCAGCAUGGCACAACAUCGUAGUUGUGAAAAACGCAUAUAUUUUAGUCUUAAAUCAUAUUCAAAGUGUACAAAAAUGCAUAAGCUCCGCCAUACGAGUGAUAUUCAUGUUAGCAUAAUGUCAUAACAGCGCAUAUUACGUGGGAAAUGGUGGUGAAGACAUUAUGGGAAAUCGGAGUAUGGGAUGCAACAUAUAUGUAACACAUGCUGUACUUCCCAAUCCCACCAUCCUUGUCACGUGACGGCAUUCACAUUUUAUAACAAUAAAAGAACAUAUGUAUGAUUGUAAAAAUGUCUAAACUCGAUUAUACGAGUUGUUUACUUUAAAUAUAUACGGUGUUUGACACCAUGGUCCACAUCAGGGCGUAAAAACAUCAAGCCGAAUAAUGUUUCAUUGCGCCCUGGUCAUCAUGGACCAAGAGUGAACAAUUUUUUGAACUAUUGUUAACUCCCAAGUCUGGUGAUGGAGUUUAUUAUAGCUAAUACGCAGUUGAAUUAAUUAACAGGCAUGAAAGUAUAGAAAUAUAGAUUUCUAUGAAUAAAGACAAGCAUCAUAA
This is a messenger RNA of Xenia sp. Carnegie-2017, 1597 nucleotides long. Its product is annotated as coiled-coil domain-containing protein 169-like. The record is from RefSeq and is a predicted model, not a curated record. NCBI's taxonomy places the organism in Eukaryota, Metazoa, Cnidaria, Anthozoa, Malacalcyonacea, Xeniidae.